Molecule: messenger RNA, 510 nt
Organism: Puccinia graminis f. sp. tritici CRL 75-36-700-3
Lineage: Eukaryota; Fungi; Basidiomycota; Pucciniomycetes; Pucciniales; Pucciniaceae
Exons: 4
Coding region: 89-334 (81 amino acids)
Source: RefSeq, a predicted model, not a curated record
AUCAGUUUUUUGUCCCACCAGUCCUUCCUCAGCUUGGACACGUUACCACUUCUUACAUAUCAGAACAAGAAAUUCAAAAGAAUCCAAAAUGCCCGUCCGAACGGCCUUGCUUUAUCUCAUCCUGAGUGUCUCGGCGCUUGUCGGUCUUGGCUCGGCCGCCCCGUCUUCGACCCAAGACGCCUUAGACCACUCCCAUGCCAUCAUGCAAGCAAAGCGGAACGAACUCGCCGUAUCGGACAAGAAUCUUAAGAAGAGUCGCGACGCUUCCAGCGUCGCUAGAAGUGGGGAUCCUGAUAACCUUCCCGGUCGCGAUCCACCCAAGCCCCCGGUAUAAACUUGAGGGAGGAUAGCCAAGGAUAUCGAGAUUAAUACAUACAGCUUGAAAACCCAAGGAACAAUAGUGUUGGGGUUUGACGGAUAUCAGGGAUGGACUGAAAGAUCCAAUGAAUCCUAUGUCCACUAUGGCACUGAGAAUAUGUAUGAAAGAAAUACAAGCAGAAACGUGAGCCC